Messenger RNA from Rhineura floridana, 5749 nucleotides. It is a transcript of the gene WDR4, whose product is annotated as WD repeat domain 4. Bases 105 to 1346 code for a protein of 413 amino acids. The transcript has 11 exons. Lineage: Eukaryota; Metazoa; Chordata; Lepidosauria; Squamata; Rhineuridae. The record is from RefSeq and is a predicted model, not a curated record. Gene Ontology annotation, cellular component: cytosol; tRNA methyltransferase complex; nucleus. Gene Ontology annotation, biological process: RNA (guanine-N7)-methylation. Gene Ontology annotation, molecular function: tRNA (guanine(46)-N7)-methyltransferase activity; protein binding.
AGUUAAGGAGGAGGGGCAUUUUGAAGUCAUUUCCAGUCUACCCUAUGGUGACGUAAUCAAACGGCGGCGACUGUCUGGUUAUCCACGCGGAUCUGUUCUCAGAAAUGGAGGCGGCUGAUGGCAACGGGAGUGCGAGUUCCUCUCCAAGGCUACAGAUCUAUGGGGACGUGAUGGUGGUUACCGGUGGGGCCAAGCUUUUGGCUGCCCGUUACAAACAGCCUGGCAAUGAUGAUAUUUUUAUUUAUGACUGUACUACUGCGAGCAAGAAGCCCCAGCAGAAUCAAGGAGAAGACGGGAAGUCAGCAGGUAAAGGAAGUAAUGAUAUCCUUGCUUGCAUCUUUUCUUCGUCGGGAACCUACUUUGCUCUGACCGAUGACAAUAAACAACUGAUUCUGUUUCGAACAAAGCCUUCUUGGGAAUUUCUGAGUGUAAGGUCCGUCAUUAGAAGAUGUACUUCCCUGAUUAUAACAGCAGCAGAAGAUAAGAUUCUGGUUGCUGACAAAUCUGGUGAUGUCUAUUCAUACUCAGUAACAGAGCCUGAAAACACAGGGACAAUUGAACUUGGUCAUUUGUCUCUUCUGUUGGAUGUGGCGCUGAGUCCCGAUGACCAGUAUAUCCUAACCGCUGACCGUGAUGAGAAGAUACGAGUUAGUUUGAAUAGAGCGCCACAUAACGUUGUGUCCUUCUGCCUGGGACACAGAGAGUUUGUCAGCAGAAUAUUUGUAAUACCAAACUAUCCAGAUCUUCUCUUGUCAGCUUCUGGGGACAGUACAUUGAGACUCUGGGAAUACAAAAGUGGGAAAGAAGUACACUGCUAUCAUCUGAAUACUUUGAGUACAUGUGAGGCCUCCAAAAAUGAGAAGAAAUAUGCAGUCUCAAGGACAGCCUAUUGUUGUGAAGGAAAUUACAUUGCCAUUUUAUAUGACUGUGUUCCCACGGUAGCAAUCUUCCAGCUUGACGCCGAAACUCAGAAACUCGUUCACAGACAGAACAUCUCUUUGAUCCACAAAGGCUGGGCCAUUGCAUUUGAGGAAACAGGUGGGCUCUGGAUUCUGCAAGAGAACAAGCAAACACCUCUUCUGUUCUACCAACCUGUGGAUGGGCAAUGGCAGCCUGCAACUGAAGAGAAAGGAUUGAUGAAAAUGUCAAAGUACAUCCAUGAUAACUGGACAGUGUUUGAAGAUUCUGUUGGCAAAGAAAGUUGCUAUCAAAAUCUCUACAAGGCUUCUUUUGAUAACAUGGCUAUUUACCUUCAAAAGAAAGAAGAGAGACUUCAGCAGCAGAAAAGUAAGAGAAAGGAACCACAGCAUGAACCAAAUGGACAGACAAAGAAGGUCAAAACAUGAGCACCACCCUCUUGAUACUCAGUGCAAAAUUUGGCUGCAACUUACAAUGCAUUGGAAGAAGCUGGUCUGAGAACUGAAUCUCUUCACAAAGCACACUGAAGAACAAGCUGGCCUGAUAUUUUCACACACUGCAAAUAUUAACAGAACUAGACUUUAUCAUACUAUCUAACUUGUCAAUGAGAAUUAUGUCUUGUAUAAGCCGUUUCUAGCUACGUGCCUUGUCUUAGCUUAGAUCAGGAUUCCCAAGCCUCAUUCAUGUGCUCUGCAGCAGGUCUGUAAAAAUGGAACUAAAAAUCAUACAGCAUCUGGCACGGUGCAUGACAGUUGCUAGAACAGGCAGAAAAGUCAUUAAGUGGUCCACCAAGACCCCUUUGCAAUUUUCCAGUGACCCAUUGGGAAAAAAGUUUGGGAACCACUGGCUUAGAUGUUACUGAGUAUUCUGAUGUAUUGCAAGGGACACACUACAAAACAUACUCCUCCAAAUCCAGCUGAAAGACUUUCUCGGUUGUGAUUUCUUGCAUACGCCACAAAGAGAGUGUGUGUGUUGGACCCCUGUAUCAAGAAUUGCCCCCUAAAACUCACUCAGCAAGGCCCACCUUAUGUCCUCUGUUCCUUUCUUGUCCAGAAAGGAGGCUGAGAGCAGUGUGGAAUGAGAAGCGGAGGAGAAGACUGUGACAUCAGCAAUUGGGGAAUUGCUGUAGGAACUUGGCCCAUCAACUUCCUUUUUAAAAUGAUCCUUUUGACUAAUCUAGUGGCUAGCUAAGGGUGUACAUGGCCAAAACUAAAAUAUCCUUGAAUAAUUCUACCGAAUGAUUUCUCAGAGCUCACCAUUCAUGCAGUGAUGUCCUUAACUGUAUCACAGUGUGUGAGGUCUGCAUAUCCACAGUUGUCCACUAGUGCAUUUAAACUGAUAGAAACGCAACGUCUUCAUACUGAAGGUAGUGAUUUACUCUCCAACAUAAGAUGAGUCUAAUGAUCUACUGGACCAAUAAUGGGGUUCCUUUGCUGGAGUUUUCCUGUGUCAGUGGAACAAUUUUCUCUAGAAGGAAUCUGUUUGAUUGAUCAUACGAUUUUGUUUGUGUGUGUUAAAAACUAAAUUCAGAUGACUUUUUUUUAAUGGAAAAAGUACAAAGAUGCUUUUGAAAUUUGAUUUAGACUGUAACUAGCCAGUAUGAGCAUCUUUUAUUCAUUUUUUUAUAAUACAAAGCUAAGGAUUUUAUGUUUUGGAUUCUGCUUUAGAAUUUCAGAAGCAUUGAAGGGUUUUUUGACAUACUAUAAACACGUAAUAAAACGGCAACCACAUUCUGGCAGUGAGAGGACUUUGCUUAUAUAUUUCAGCUGUUUGAAGGUAUUCAGAAUCAUAUUUAUUAAGACUGGGACAAUAAAAGGGAGCAAUUGCACCAGCUGCUUUUAAAAUUUAUUUCUCAUUAGGAGGACUGUUGAGAAUGAACUUGAAAACUGUACAUAGUAUAAUAAAGGAAAAUAUGAAAGUAAAAUCCUAUCCACUCUACCUUUUCAAGCUACGGGUUUGAUGAGGGUUGUGCUGGCAAUGUCUAAUGGACAAGAUUUCCAUCCACACAAGCCUUUAUCCAAACAACUGUGCAACUAGUUCCAUACACACAAGAUUAUUGUGCUUGGUUUUUCUUGAACAGUAAGUCAUCAUCUCUCCCAUGCUACAUAACAAGUUGCUUUUGAAACAAAAGGGAUUUUCAAAAUCAAUUUGUAAUGUUCAAAAUCCCACAGAACAUGCCCAACUUCAAUUUAUCCAAGCCAAGGCAUUUCCUUGAAUUGGAUCCUGAGCCCAAUUUGCACUUGCUACCCUGUUUGUGUAAAUAAGCUUUGUGUGUUGAACCUCAAGCUUCACAAUUCUGUUAAGUUUGUCUUAAACUGACCAUUUACCCUGAAUUUCAAGUAGCAUAUUAAGAAGUGAUGAAAGUGGGCACAGGAGUGGAGAGGUGUGGAAUAUCAGCCUCAUUAUUGAACGGAUUAGUCCUUAAGAGGCCUUUCUAGCUGGUGACUAUUUCUGGUAGUUUAGUAUAGUGUUUCUCAAACUGUUGGCCAAGGCUAACCAGUGGCCUCAGCACUGCAGCCCACCAUGUGGUCAUGCAGUAGUCUUUUGGUUGGAUGGACAGUAGCAGAAGCAGCUUCCUACAUGCAAGGGAAGUGUACUUGGGAGGAGGAAUGGCUGUGGGAGCGAGGAUUUAGAAUGCAAAGUUGGAAAGAAUGAAAACGGAGAGAUCAAUGAGUGCUCCCUGGUCUGGGUUUUCCCCCAGCCCUCCAGAGCAGAUCUGGGGAGGAUAUAUGGAGAGGAGAGGGAAGGCAUGUUGCAGUGCACAAAUUAAAAUCACACUAUCAGAACAGCUUUGUCGGAUACUGCCUACAACAUUGAUUUAACCUGUGAAUUUUUAAAACAACAACUGGAUAUUGUCUUUUUAAAGACCAUGGAAUAUACUGCCAAAUAACUAUUGGAAUAAGAAGAAGGGCUGUUAGCACUUGCUUUUAUUUGCUGUACCCCUGGCAAAAAAAUAGACUGCAUGGUAAUAAAAUGAAAUAUUGGAGCAUCUCAAUCUCUUUUGUUGUUUCUUAAGAGAGUUAAUUUAAACUCCUGGAUGUCCUGUUCCAGAUAAUACUCAUGCCAAGCUAACAAAUAGCCACUCAAACAAUUGUCACCUUUUGUGCCGUAUAAAUUGAUGUCUGUAAUCAGAAUGUUCAGCAUGAGCAAUUCUUUGCUUUCCUUUGUUCAAACUAUUCCAAAUUAAAUUGUCAUCAUAUUGAAGGCCAUGCUUUAAAGAGCCUUCAAAUUACAACUUACAAGUUGUAUUAAAGAGUCUGUGACCAUGUUUUGGUAUAGAACUCUCUCUCUCGUGGUUGUAUUGGAGCUGCUCCUUCCUAGUUUUAUCCUCACUGCUUAGUUACACACUCACAUUCUAAGGCAUAUAGGUGGGUUCUUUGUUGGGAAGAAUAAAAGAGUAUAUUUGCACGCUGAUCCUUUAUUCUUUAUUAUUAGGUCAGUGUUUUUAAAUUAUUUUUUUAAGAGAGCUCCAAGCACACAAUGUGUUGGAAAUAGGUUUCAGAUACUAAACCGGUUACCAGGUGUUUCAGUGUGAGGGUUUGGUUACCCUUUGGGCAGAAAAAUUAAUAAAUGACAACUUUCUAUUCAAUUAUCUGCCAAGCAAGUUGCACCUCGCAUGUUUUGUCCAUAAAUAAAACCAGACAUUUUCCAAGCUUGGGCAUACUAUAGCCCUAUUCAGGCAUUCACUCAGCAUGGUUAUAAUCAUAUGGAGCAGAAGAACAGAGCUGCUGCCCCUGUGACCCUACUAACUCCACCCCCCUGCUGUCCAUGCACUGUCCGCACAUCUGGAAAGGGGAGCCUGCUCUACGUGUGUAGACUCCUCUCGCCAUAUAGGAUAAACUAAUGCAACACAUAUCAGGUGGAGAAGAGCCUACAGUGAUGUGUGGUGAGGAUUGGGGUAGCAUGCUCAGGCAAUGGUCCUUGGCAUGAGAAUAGAUGUGUGUUACAAGAACACAAGGCUUUCCUUGUUUUUCUCUGUUAAAUGUUGGAGGAUGUAAAACCAUUUUUUAUUACACAGAGCUCGCAAAUGAAGUUACAACAAUCACCAUAGUUUCCUAGCAACAGUAUGUUGCACAUUGACUGGCAAAAAUGAUAUAUCCCCAUAACGGAAGUGUCCUGAGUGAAGACCUUGGGAUGUCUCAUUAUAUAUUUAAGGCAUUUAUGUCUCACCUCUCUUCAGCAUGGCUUCCAAAAAUCAGAGCUAAGGUGGCCCCUGUUUUCAGUCUCACAAUCUAAUCAGACACAACACAUGAGGAAACGGAAAAGAAAGUGAGGAGGGAAAAGCAAACUCAAAUACAAGUUCUUAAAGUUACACUUCUGUCUGUGCAGGUUCUGACUCUAGAAGAGCAGCAACUCCUUGCCAUUGUCAUUAGUAGUUGUGGCUGUCUUACCCUUCUUAAAGAGCAGUUCCUCUCUGGAAACGUUCUUCUCUCCCAGAUCCAAUCCUGGAGCCGAAGAGGUGACAAGGUCCAGACCAGAGUGGCUCCUGCCAUGCCACUUGUUACAUGUGUAAUAGCUGCUCAUUUCUUGUGCUACAUACUGAGUGUAGUGAGAUUGAGAUUUUCUUUUCCUAAUAAUAAGGAAGCACACUGAUAUUAAGCUGUUUUCAUUAUGUCCAAUAGGUGUCUCUGCAGUGAUUUGUAUGAAAGUAGAAGACAUUUAUGCAAAUACAAUAGAAUCCCUAGGGUUUAUUACUUAUAUUAUUUAUCACAGUUGCACGCUGAUCCUGAUCUUCCCUGGAAGAGCUCAGGGCAUCUCAAAGCAGAAACUUAAGUAAGGCUGACCUAAUUUCUUGUGUGCUGUUGAAUUUGGCUUGAAUCAAGCAUGUGUC